Carassius auratus (goldfish) is the source of this 2112-nucleotide messenger RNA. RefSeq names its product fibroblast growth factor 16. The transcript is spliced from 3 exons. Gene Ontology annotation, molecular function: growth factor activity. The record is from RefSeq and is a predicted model, not a curated record. Lineage: Eukaryota; Metazoa; Chordata; Actinopteri; Cypriniformes; Cyprinidae. The coding region runs from base 239 to 850 and encodes 203 amino acids.
UUAUUUUACGCACACGCAGACUUCAGACUCACUUGUGACAGACACACAGCAGAAUCCGGUCUGAAAGCUGGAGCAGAAGCUCUGCGUUGACAUGCUGAAGGUGAAGCAGCAGGGAUGUCAUCCAGGCGUGGCUCGGGGAGGAUAUGGAUGUCUAUAUAAAUGACUCGUUCAGUCUGAUCACGGAUGAAACGAGCGUCUCUCUCCUCUCCGCUCUCUGAACACGCAAAGUUUGCUCGCCAUGGCAGAGGUGGCUGGAUUCCUCGGGAGCAUCGAUCUGGAUUUGCAGGCGUUUCCAGCAUUAGGGAAUGUGCCUCUGACGGAUGGUUUGAAUGAGAGACUGGGUCUGAUUGAGGGCAGACUGCAGCGCGGGUCGCUCACGGAUUUUGGCCACCUGAAGGGCAUCCUGCGCAGGAGACAGCUCUACUGCCGCACCGGCUUCCAGCUGGAGAUAUUUCCCAACGGGACGGUGCACGGAACCAGACAGGACCACAGCAGAUUCGGUAUUCUGGAGUUUAUCAGUCUGGCCGUCGGGUUGGUGAGCAUACGAGGCGUGGACGCUGGUCUUUAUCUGGGGAUGAAUGAGAAAGGUGAACUCUAUGGGUCGAAGAAGCUGACAGCAGAGUGUGUUUUCCGUGAGCAAUUCGAGGAGAACUGGUACAACACAUAUGCAUCCACACUCUACAAGCAUGCGGACACUGGAAGAUACUAUUACGUGGCUCUGAACAAGGACGGCUCGCCUCGAGAAGGCGGCAGGACUAAAAAGCAUCAGAAGUUGACUCACUUCCUGCCCAGACCUGUAGAGAUCGAGAAGAUACCCGAAGCCUACAGAGACCUGUUUCAGCAUAGGUGACCAGAGCAUCCGUCAGAGACGCAGUGGAGGAGCUGGAUGGGGAAGACGGACACUAAAGAACAUUAAGAAAUACAAGACCCUACUUCUCUCGCCUCACAGCUGUUUAUAUUUGGGUUCUGGUCCAAAAUGAGGAGGCCCUCUCCAAUGGUGAUUGAGAUAAACAGUACGUGUGUGUCCUGGAUGGCUCCGUUUCCUCUCCUUAAUGGGUUUUAAACCACAGAGAAGAGGGAACAUUCCUGCAUCCAAAGCUGGUGCCAAAAGAUGUCUUGAGGAAGAGGUGUUGACCUCAGGGCCUCAUGACGUGUGUCAUGCAAUCACCCUUUCUUCAGAAACUUUUUGUAAAGUGGAGCACAUUUUGGCUUUGUUCUCACUGGAAAAAAAAUAGGGUCUAAAACCUAAAUGUAUUGAGUAACUUGUCACGAGAGCAUAGGUGGUAGUAAAACUGCCUUUGACCAUUGAGAUAAAACUCAACAUGCCCAGUCUGGUGACCCCGGGGGCAAACUUUCGUUGAAAGGUAAUGAUGCAGGACUUACCAAGAAGAUGGACACGGGGAGUAUUCCCCGAUUCUCCUGUAGGACAAAUUCAAGUGAAAUAUACCUGUAAGGGCACUUAAAAGGAGAAAGAAGAACAAUGACCAGCUUCUACCUAAUCAAUACCAAUUUUGAAUAGAAAAAGUACCAAUUGUGAGGUGGUGAGAAAAUAAUAAGGCUUUAGAAUUAUCAAUUCUGUGUAAGGGCUUACACCGUUGAUCUUCUGUAUGAUUUCGGUCUACUACCUUUGAAGGUUCAGGAGAGUUAAAACCUUACAAAUUUGGUAGAGCAAAUCAGCAGUAGCAAAAUGAUCAGUAGAAAUGAAUCACUUUCAAGCAGGGGAAAUGAAUGAUGCUUGUUGAAGGGUUCGGUAAAGGCUUUGGUCAUUUGACUAGGAGUGACAUUUAAUGUUCAGGUUGUCAGGAACAUUAUUAAAAUGCAAGUGAAAGACAUGUAAAUAUGGGCAGACCUAUUUAUAAGAUGUACUAUAUAUUUAUUUUCUACAUAUAAAGAAUGAUUACAAAUCUCUAUAUAAAUAUAUUUAUUUAUUUCAAAGGCUCUAUUUUGUAAUGAACUUGAAGUUAUUGGAAUUGUAGAUUCUACUGAGAUUAUCCAGAAGGGCUAAACCAUUGGACCCGAGUGACUGACAAUAAAAUUGUCUUGCUAUUGUUUAUUGUUGGUGACCAUAUUUGCAAGAAUUCUCUGUACCGAUUAAAAUCUGAGAAACACUGA